AUGUUAAAGGGCGCAAAGAAAAAUGACAGACGGCCUGUGCCAUGGACAGAGGAAACCAUACAGUGUUUUGAAAAGUGCAAAACAGUUUUGGCUAAUGCUGCCCUCCUUAGUUUUCCCAAAUCUUCUCUACCAUUAUCCUUAUGCACUGAUGCCUCAGAUGUAGCUGUUGGUGCUGUAUUGCAACAACUAGAAGAUGGAGAUUGGAGACCAAACAGCGCACAUUGUCAGCAUAGCCUUUUACGAAAACUGGAUAACCCGUUUGGUGUGCCUACACAAAUAAUAACAGAUCAAGGGAGGCAAUUUGAAUCACAACUGUUCAGAAGUUUGGCUGUGAUAUGUGGUGCUAAAGUACAGCAUACAACACCAUAUCACCCACAGAGUAAUGGAAAGGUGGAACGUUUUCCCAGAACCUUAAAAACAGCCAUAAAGGCCCAUUCCAACAUCCGAUGA
This is a messenger RNA of Parasteatoda tepidariorum (common house spider), 450 nucleotides long. The record is from RefSeq and is a predicted model, not a curated record. NCBI's taxonomy places the organism in Eukaryota, Metazoa, Arthropoda, Arachnida, Araneae, Theridiidae.